Nomia melanderi (Alkali bee) is the source of this 8339-nucleotide messenger RNA. Its product is annotated as neuronal calcium sensor 2. Gene Ontology annotation, molecular function: calcium ion binding. The record is from RefSeq and is a predicted model, not a curated record. NCBI's taxonomy places the organism in Eukaryota, Metazoa, Arthropoda, Insecta, Hymenoptera, Halictidae.
AGCUUGGGGGAGAGCCUCGCUCCGUCGCUUUUACCUCGCGCUAGCUAGUAGCUCCGCCGCAUUCGUACGUGAUACGAAAGACACGCGCCCGUCAGAGUUACGUACAGGCUCGUACAAUCGCUUCUAAAUCUCCUGCGUGGGACGCGCGGGUGCUUCACGUCGGCUGCAAUCGUCGGGGAAUUAUGCGUGCGCGUGAAGGGUAGCGCGAGGAACACGCAGUGAGAAGAGUGAAGUUAAAGUGUGCCGUUGUAAAAAUUCAUCGUGCCGGUGUGACAGAGCAAGGUGGGUGUCAUCGGAGGCGGCUGAAAGUCUCACGGUGAACUCGUCCAUCUGACUGUCAGGCCACCAGUCAGUCGGUUUAAACGUCCGAGUGCCACGAGUUUCGGCAUUUUUGGCGACCUUUUCGUCGUCGUCCCGUCGCUCCGUUAUCGUCCAAAGUAAUAACGGAAGGAGAUCCGAAGCGAUUCGUGCAGAGCUGGGUUGUCGCUGCGUGCCUCGCCGCAUUUUAGGAUUUACCACGUUAAUCAGCCGAUUACAAAAUGGGUUGCUUUGGGAGCAAAGACAAGUUGAGCAAGGAGGAUAUGGAUUUCUUAAAGUCGCAUACGAGAUACGAUGAAACGGCUAUAAAAGACUGGUACAAAGGAUUUAAGCAAGAUUGUCCGAAUGGUUGCUUAACACCUGCAAAAUUCGUCGAUAUGUACAAAAUGUUCUUCCCAUCUGGUAAUGCGGAACAAUUUUGUGAUCACGUCUUCCGUACAUUCGACAUGGACAAAAACGGCUAUAUCGACUUUAAGGAAUUUCUGCUAGCUAUUGACGUAACGUCUAGCGGAACACCAGAAGAAAAACUGAAAUGGGCUUUCCGCAUGUAUGAUGUUGACGGAAAUGGUGUUAUUGACAUACAAGAAAUGACAAAAAUUGUGCAGGCAAUAUACGACAUGCUUGGAGCAUGUUCUAGUAACAGGCCAGUGGACAGUGCAGAAGAUAGGGCUAAAACUAUCUUCGCGCAGAUGGACGAAAACAAUGACGGUCAGCUUACCCAAGAAGAAUUCUUAAAGGGUUGCCUCCAGGACGAGGAACUUUCCAAGAUGCUAGCUCCCUAAUUUCAACACUUUCGGACCAGUCAUUUCCAUGAUGUCCCAUCGUCCAAAGAUAUUCAUGAAGUACCAAACAAUUGAGCAACAUCCUCGAAAAGAAUUUGAAAUACAUCUACACCUUGAAUGCGAAUGACUCUUAGUAGGAGGUUCUACGAAGGAACGGCAGUUAUCGGUGUGGUUCGACGAGAAUUUGUCCGAACGCACAAUUCCCAGACACAGUCGACAAAAGUGACGACCAAACUUGUUCCCUUAUUAAAGGCUGAUCUUGAGUUGAAUCACCGAAUUACGUAACCUUCCGAAGGAUUCGUUCGAGAAUCAUUUUACGGAUUUAGAUUCGACCGUCAUCGACGCGGUACAAAAGUCAUGUACACUCUGGAGACGUAGCACGCGAACCGAAGGACCGUAGGUCGACGGCUUGUACGAGGGACACCGAUGCAAGUAAAACACACAGCCGAGAAACGGUGCCCUGGACACUUCGAGCACCGAGGAAAUCAACAUCAACGAUCAACCCUUUAGUUACACUAGUUACGUUAGCACAUCGGCAUCAAAUAAAAGAGUUCGAUGAAAUCGCAUCGGUAUCGUUAACCGGUGCUGCUAUGACAACUAUCGUAAAAUUGAUGUUUAUGGUAAACGUAAUUACUAGACGUAAUUCGACGGGAUUUUUCAAUGUUUCGAGAUCGAACAACGAAGGCAUUUUCGCUCGUUUCGAACUUGAACGACAACGACGAAGUACUAGAAUGUCUUGUGGAUAAUGAUAACACAACGAAUUGCGAGGUGGUAAUGCCAAUAAGUGGAGACUCAUCAGUAUCGUAGAAACUUCCGUCGUUGCGUACGUUUGUCUUAUGAUUAUUUUAAAAGCGGACGCAUUGGUGUUUAGGUUCGUGUUUAUUGGAAAUACAGAAAACACUGUUCACAGUUCCCAUAAAUGUUACCGUUAUGCUUGCGUGUUUGAUUUUCCGAUCGUGCACAAGCAAGAGUCUUUUUUACAUAACACAGAAAGCCACAUUAUACUGACUACGAUCAAUUUAUAUAUAUAUAUAUAGACCUGUUACAUUAUAAAUGUUAUGAAUUAUAGAAUACCAUAUAUAUCAUGUUACAUAUGCACACGCAUAAGUACAUACAUAUACAUGUGUGUGUAUGUAACAUUAUGUUGUAAGGGUCAUAAAAAAUCAUUUUGCAAUGUGCAUCAGAUUCAAUAUUUCAAGCGCAGGUCCAUUACAAAAGAAAAGGAGUCCAGUAAAGUAUUACAAGUACGAAUAUGAUUUGGAUAGAGUGAUCAUGUACAUGAUAGAGUGAAAACUAAAAGGUAACUUAAUUCGUAGCUUAGUGUUAGAUCGUGAUCAGUAACACGUGACCUGUUUGCAAAAGAAAUCAUUCUAUAAAUUACAUAAUUCGCAACUAAUAAAUUGGUUUACAAUAAAGGGACUUAUUGGAAUCGAUUGUCAAAUAAUUGAAUUCUACGCAUAGCGGUUUCCGCUACAGCUUACUGGCACACCUACAGAGUUUUACUAUUCCCUUAUUCUUAGGAAGGUGUCGCUAGUUUUAUUUACAUCUAAUAUCUCGUUCGACUAAUCUACAUGUUCGUUCGGUUAUGUAGAAAGGAAUAACCUUACUAUUAACAUAAGUAGCUUAUUUGUAGUUGGUUUAUGACGGACGUAAACCCGAAUGAAAUGUUUAGUACUUGACUUAAAGGUGUCUGUCCACGAAAGUGUACAAUGCAUUUGCUUCUUCUUAAGACUAAGUAGUAAAGAAAGCAAAAGAAGUAUUCUGAAUUUCUCUUCUGUCACUUUAUUUUGUACUUGAUUCCGUUGUCCUCUUUCAGUUGGGUCUCUAAUAUGAAUUUUUCCCUUCGAAUUGUUAAAUAUUUUCUAAGCUGUUUUUAUUUUAUAAAUCAAUCAAUCGUUUUCCUUUUCCUUUUCGUUGAGGAUUUUAAUGCUGUUGAACAUUCGAAAAGGAAGUCAGAGACCAGUAUCUACUAGCAAUAAUAUUCGACCAAACGUGUAUUACUAUUAGGUCGAUAUAGUAGGAAUGUAAUUUCUUCUCUUAAGCAAAGAGUGUCGUUAAAGUACUUAAAAUUUAUGAAUUUAUAAAUUUCUUCUAGAAUAUACUCUCAUUAAGACAUUCUCAAGAGGUUUAUAGCGCUAAUAUUGAUCGUCGAACAAGAAGUGGCUAUUUACUUACGUACCGAUAUGCACGCCGUGCAAUCGAAGUACUCGGAAAAAACGAUUGCACUAAUCACGUAGUUCUAAAGGUAUAUUAAAAUGUGUGCAUAACUUCAGGAGUCAAUUAUUCAGAUGUAAUACGGGAAAGGUUCGUAUAAACGUGUGUACUAUUUGACUUUGUUUCCGCUUUACUAUCAUUCUUGUAUUUUCAUUGUUUUCGUUGCAACUAAGCUAUAGUAAUGAUCGACCAAUCAGAAUGCUACUUACAAUUUGUAACGUGUGAAAAAUUCAAGAAGAAAGCGUUGUCAUAUUCCGAGUUUAUCUUGAAGACAAACAUUUACGAAAAUAGCACGCCAGCUCAGUUUCUACAAUAAUCUCUGAAAUACAAGUGUGUCUGUAACUCGGAAACAAACGAGGGUCACUUUCUAUGUGCUUAAUUCAUGCCUGAAAUUAAGACCACAUGUUUCGGUAGAUCCUGUAUAUUAGGCUAGAUACAUAUCAUUGCCUCCUCUUGAAAAGUAAAUCGAAGCAAUAACUUCCACUUCCCCUUUUUUCACUUCUUACUUGCUUCGAUCAAACUUUCCACUAUUUCAGUCAAUUUUAAACGAGAAAGUAUCCUAUUGAUUCACACAAUAUUUCGCAUAGCGCGCGCUUCUUCUCGCGCUGGUACACAUGUCUUAAAUGUAUUAUAAUAAGAAAUGUAUAUAUACUAUUGGAUAUAAUGUAUAGGAGAAACAAGACCUACGUACGUGUAUAUUUUUUCGCUACAGUUUUGUAAAUCGAUCAUGUUUGCUGUUUUAAAAACAUCGUCAUGGUGUUGGUUUCCCUUUUGAAUUAUGCCGCAAAAGAACUUCGCAGGAAGUAAAACCAGAAGAAUACGUUAUUUCCUUUUCGUUUGCUCGGAUCACUGGUAGACCAAUGAUAACCCGCGCACAACAACAUCGCGAAGGUAGAACAGAGAAAUACAAACAUCUUGGCGCUGUUCUUCAGUUGUAUUCCUAAGAUCAAGAUAAUUUUUGUGUUUUACGUUAUUCAUUGAUUAAAUACUCAGUUUCUAAUCUUCUGCACAAUUUUUAAUAAACUGAAGAAGAAUACACAACAAAGCAUCACGAAUUGAAAGUGCAGCAAUGACAAUCGAAAUAAUAAGUUUCCUUGUUGAAAGAAUCGAUGAAUUUUAUAAAGCUUAAAAAGGAACCUAAAGUGCAUUAUAUCUUACGAAAGCAUCUUAUCAAUUUAGUUAGCAUUAUUGCACAUAGAAUCGAAAAAACAGCGAUGACAUCACAGAAAUCUUUAAGUGAUUCGUUGAUCUUGAAAAACGAUCAUUUUUCAUUAUGAACGAAUACAACAGUAUGUGACUAUGCUACGUGUCUUUGACGAUCAUGCUAUAUAUGUAAAACAUAAUUUUCAAACUUUUCCAGCAUCAACAACCAAAUUAUCAAAUUUUCAUACUGUUUACAUUACGAAAUAUUUUAACUGUCUUCAAUAUAUGAUGCCAUAAUAAAUUCAUUUUACCCAGUUUAGAAAAUUAUAAGGUAAAAAGUUACAACCUAUCACACAAUUAGGAAAUGUGUUUUUAUAUGACAAAGAAUAAUAAUAGUCUAUUAUCAUGAUAUGAAAUCUGUUUAAAUUCCAAUGUUCAAAUAACUUUACUCUUUCAUCGUAUUUGGCUAAUCGAUACAAAACUUUUUUAAUCGCUAUAUUUACUCUUACUUUAAUAGAAAUGCUCAUAUCUAUGCAUGGUAUUUCUAAUAAUUCCAUUUUACGUUCCAUGUGAUUUAGAAUAUAUGUAAUCUACUAUUCGUGCUGGAAAAAUAUGCAGAACGGUGUCGAUUUUGCUUUAAAAGUUUGAAUAGCCACAACUAAACCAUCGUGGCACGUAAAUGUAUCAUUAAAUACUUUCAACGUAUGAAGUCGACUCAUUCCAAAAGAAUGAAAUCUUAUCGUUUAUAUGUAAUUUUACACGGUAAACGCAUUACUGAUCGUCAUAGAAUCUGUUCCAAGUACCACGCGAAGGUGGAGUCAAUUCAAAGUAAAAAUUUAACGAAACAAGGUAAAAACGAUAAAGAUAAUUACAGUGCAUAUGAGAAAUUUAACUACUUAUGCUAUUCCUGCAGUUUAUGCAAUUUUAUAUUUUUCUACGCCACUCAUUCUAUCAUCCUCUCCCGCUCUCCUCAAUCGCAAAUAUUUAUCGCCUAUUAAGACAGUGUUGUCACCAAUGAAAUACCUAUAGUGCAGUCAACAAAAAAAUCGAUUUGUCAGACUUCCUAAUUUGCAGAGUUCAAUGGAAACUUACCCUUUUUGAUGUUGUUUUUACGAACUACUUACAAAGAAACCUUUACGCUUUAAUGAAUUUUUGUUUUCUGGAAGCUAGGUUCUGGAAAUGUUGAUGACCGUUGAAACUUUAAAAACUUAAAAGUCUUCUUUACUUAGCAAAAGUGAUUCAUUUGUUGACUCUAUUACUGGUAAUGUUGUCUCCCCGGGCACACUAUACUACCAUAGGUCUUCAUAACACGUGUAUGUACACUUAUCGCGGCAUCUAUUCGAAACAGACUGUUAAUCCCUUGCCCUAUGAUUUGUUUCUUAACUUUGAUCAAUACAACCACUUUGUCGUUAAUAAUUAUAUUUAAAAAAGACAAAGAUUGUAAGCAUAUUCUGUUUAUGUUUGCUUUUAAGUAUAAUGGUUGAAAAAUAAUAUUUACUUUCGAUUCAAAUGAAUCGAAUAAUAUUUAUAUUUACUAAACCAUGUUAAAAUUCUUCACCACGAGUCUGACGCGUUGUUAUAAGGCAAGGGGUUAAUUUAUAGAAUUGAUAUUGAGUGCAGUUUAUGUUGGUAUGUUUACUAUAACGGUGUAUAGCAACAAAAAAUAGGAUAUAAGAAUCUGCAUAAAAUUCUCAGCUUAUUCUAGAUAAUACUGUAUUAAUAAUCUAUUUUUUUCUGCUACAAUCAUCUUUUCUUCAUUCCUUUUCCACGACACAUUCUCACUAUUUUGCAGUCAUUCGAUAAUUUACGAACCAUCUUACAAUUAUAAUAUGUAUAAGCGACGAAAAUCAAACUCGUUAACGGAUUUAGAAGAAAAUGACAUUCUUUUAAUGGAGGAAAACUUACAGCAAAUUCUUCAUGUCCGAGAAACUUUCAUAAUUUCUUUAUCAUAUAAAAAUUAAUAAUACCAUCGUUGUUUAUGAUAUGCUUUCUACAAAACAGAUUCCUUGUCUAUACGACUAUGUGCUUUUGAUAACGAUCAUAAAGCUGUAAGGACUAUCCCUAGCAAUCGUUCUUUUGUUUCAAUGGAUUGGAAAUCUAAAAAUCGUUCAUCGAGGCACUAAUUUUCUAAGCAGCUUAAGGUAAUGAAACGUGAUGAACUUUGUAUUCCAAGCAAAACGACAAUCAUAUUAAUGGGAAACUAAAUUAUAUCCUUAAAAACAAAACAACAACGCGACAAAAAUGUUGAAAUACGUAUCAAACUAUACGUACGAAGAAUGUUAUUACUGUUACAGCUUUAUAAACGUUAGCAGAAGUACAUGAAGAAGGUUUUUUUUUAAGCAAAUGAAGUAUAAAUAGCAAUAGUAUUCUUCAAUUUCAAUGUAGCGCCGAAGAAUUUUAGGAACCACGCAUUUGAAAUCUACCACGUACUUUAAAAAAUUUAAUUUUUGAAUUAAAUUUGAAAUUAAAAUGUUUCGCUAUAUCGAACGAAUUUACAAUUUUCAUAAGAUUCCGUUCUUUAAUUAUAAAUUUAAUUUUAGAGUUUCACAAAAGAAGUAUAAUUCGCAAUGACACUUGUCGAACUCAGUUUGAACUCGGUUAUUUUUUUAAUGUGUAUAUUUAAAAGUCAACUAAAAUGUAGAACUUCUUUUCAAUCUGAAUUUCAGUUUCUUUUAGAAUCUGAAUGAAGAUCAUGUAUCUUUUAAGGUAUAAGUAACGAUCAAUACUAUCUUCUUUAAGAAAAAAAUUAAAUACAGAACUUGAAUAAUCGUAAAAGAAUUAAUAAUUGGAUCAAUGCAUUAAAUCGGUUAAAAUAGUCAUAUUGGGAAUUAUACCUGUUGCGAUAUGAUGCUUCCAAUUCAAAAUGAAAGGCGAACAUUUGUUUACUUUUCCGACUAUAAGUACGAUUAUUAUAAUAUUAUUUACCGCAAUGGACAUUACCAUAGUUUUAAAGUUUGCUAACACUUACUCAUUAAUGAAUUCAAUUUCUCAAUCAAUGACAACAGUUAUAUUUAACGCAAUCUUUGAAGCCAUAAAAUUAAAAAAUAAUUGUACAUAUGUUUAUUUAUGAUUUGAUAAUUUAUUUAUUUAUUUCCUUUAAUCUGUCCUUUAUGGUUCUUACUUAAGAGAAACGUCAAAAAAUGUAUAUGUACUUCCUGACCGUUAUGUUUCAUAUAUACAGUGUUUCAAAAAUAUAUGUCACGACCAACCACCUUAGCUUAACUUUACCCUUCGAUUUGAUGUAAAAGAAUGUAAAAAAGUGACCAUAAAGUUCAUUCUGACUUGAAAAAAGGUAGUUAAAAUUUUGUAUUGCUGCACCGUGCUCUACUCGUCACGGAGGUAAAUAGUCCGAAAGCAUGAUGGGUCGGAAAUUAUUCGUUUGUUUGCAAAUUGCUGUUAAAGAUCCUAUGAGAGGGUAAAGGACUACGAUAUUCAGUGUCCUUUUCUGUUACACGAGUAUCGAUUAGUUGGAGCAGCGAAUGCAAUGACUGCGUUGACAAAAUGACAAAAUAUAACGCGAUUUGACACAGGAUGAAAUCCAAUGAUGUCAAGUCCGGUGACUCAUCGUGUAACAGAAAAAGACACUGGAUGUCGCGAUUCUUUACUUUCUCAUGGGAGCAAUUUGCAAUGGCAAUUUGCAAGCAUAAGAAUAACUUCUGUCCCAUGAUUAUUUUCAGAAUAUAUACCUACGUAAUGAGUGGAACACGAUACAACAAUACAAAAUUUUAACCCUUCUUUUUAAGGUCAAAAUGAAUUUUGCGGUUACUUCCUUAAAUCUUUUACCAUUAAACCGAAAGUGUAGAAUCACGUUGUGAUCGUGACAUUUUAUAUACAAUCAUCCUGCACAACAAAACUUUAAAGAACUCGAUAUUAACACGUUGA